AUGCUUGUUUCCUAUUUUUACUGCGUCGUCCCUUUCUCUACCCUCAUCCGUUCUCUAACCUCAUCAUUUCUCUACCCUCUUUCCCCCUGCGCGCUCAUCCCCCCUGCGCGCUCAUCCCCCCACUCCUCCCCCUUUCUUCCCCAGAGGGCGAACGAGGCGAUGCAGGGCGAGCGGGGCGUUUGGUUCGAAUGCGCGCAGGGAGGGGGAGAGGGCCAGCAAGCAAGUUCUGAGACGUCUCAAAGGCGAUGCAGGGGAGAGGGCGAGCAAGCAGCACGACAUAGCAGCCAGUUGGAGGUCCAAGGAGUGAGUUGUAUCUCGUCCCCCUUUCCCCUCUCCUUCCGCCUUCCCUCCUUUCCCCCUUUGCCCGUCCCCCUUUGCCCUUCCUCCUUUGCUGUCCCCCUUUCUCUUUUCCCCCCUUUCCCCUUCCUCUUUUGUCCGUCCUCCUUUGCCCAUCCCCCUUUGUCCGUCCCCCUUUGCCCAUCCCCCUUUGCCCGUCCCCCUUUGCCCAUCCCCCUUUGCCCAUCCCCCUUUGCCCCCCGUCCCUUAUUCCCUUCCUCUUUGCCCGUCCCCCUUUGCCCAUCCCCCUUUGCCCGUCCCUUUUUGCCCUUCCCCUUUCACCCUUUCUCCUUUGCCCGUCCCCCUUUUGCUCCUCAAGCCCUCACCAUCGGAGGGUCUGGCCCCUCGUGCCUCUUUGCCUUCUGUGAUGUGGCCUUCAAGGAGGGGAGUGUUUUUUGUUGA
Messenger RNA from Closterium sp. NIES-65, 738 nucleotides. The record is from the annotation of a GenBank genome assembly. NCBI's taxonomy places the organism in Eukaryota, Viridiplantae, Streptophyta, Zygnematophyceae, Desmidiales, Closteriaceae.